Molecule: messenger RNA, 11263 nt
Organism: Toxorhynchites rutilus septentrionalis
Lineage: Eukaryota; Metazoa; Arthropoda; Insecta; Diptera; Culicidae
Gene: nonC
Product: serine/threonine-protein kinase Smg1
Exons: 10
Coding region: 181-10206 (3341 amino acids)
Biological process (GO): phosphorylation; TOR signaling; negative regulation of macroautophagy
Cellular component (GO): nucleus; TORC2 complex; TORC1 complex
Molecular function (GO): protein serine/threonine kinase activity; protein binding
Source: RefSeq, a predicted model, not a curated record
GUCAAUCUUUCAUUUCGAGCCUGAUAGUAAACGAUUUUUCAGAAAUAAAUAACUUGAGCUUCCGAGCAGAAACUAAAUUUCUAUAGAUUUAUAAAUAUUCGGAGGGCUGUCGAGAUUUCAUCCUAUCGAGUUGAAUGCUGUCAAUGAGAUGCUAAUGGUUUGAUUUCGCGAACAUUGAAGAUGGAAAGUGUUGCAUCGUUCGAUCGCAAAGGCAAUGAAAACAGUGAUGUAAAGAUCAUUGUAAGGAAAUCGAGAAAUGAAUUUUCGCUGGAAAAGAAUGAAAACAACGCCGGCGGUGGCGGAGGAGGAAGCAAUCGUAGCGGCAAACGAUAUCAAAAUUCUCGAACCAUAUCCAAGAGGAAAGAUAGCCAGAAACAUUCCAAUGAAUCCUCCAGCGUGAGCUUAUACUCUCAGGAGCUGAAUAAACAACUCCAGGCUAACCUCCCGGAGGAUAUGAGAAUUUCGAAACUCUUGCGAAGAUUGUGCCAGGAAACGGACGCGAAAGUGUGUCUCGAUUUGUGCAACAAGUUGGGGCUGGUGAUUCUGGAACAGUGCAAUGCCGUGUACAUACGCAAAUCGUUUGACAUCCUUGCCGACGGCAUUAUGUCCGUGCUGGAGAACGGUCCGGCAGAGUGCUGCGAUGCGGCCGCUGAUGUGUUUGGCAUGAUGGGCUUUGUUGCGCGAGCUGAUUUCGGCUCGUACCGGGCGUGGAUCAUGAAAUACUACAAAUACUCGAAAAAGCUGAAACGUGCCAUGAUGAAAGCGCUGAAGAAGACCCUUCUGAUGGACGUAAACGGCGAGUUGCGUGAUUACGCCCCGCGGCUCAUGGAAAUGUUGAAGGAUUUUUUGGAGGCCGCCGACACGGUUGAAACGUUUAUCGUGGUUACGGAUGUCGUUGUGGAGGUUUGCACCAGGUACCCGAAUUGUUUUAAGAAGCACUUUACCGAUAUCGUUGAUAUCGUGGUGGGUUGGCAUUUGGAAACAGAUCAAAAUCCGGAGGUGAAAGGUCACUGCUCAAAGGUUUUGCAAUCAUUCAAAGUGUUUUGGAAUGAAGACUUAGAAUUCACGCUGAGCUUGUUGGGCCAGUUUGUCGAGGAUAUCGGAGUUUGCUACGAGGAUUUGCAGACGCUGGAAGGAGGUAGUGAUGAGCUACAAAACUCAUCGGCAAUAUCGUUUAGCUCGCUGUUGGAUGCUUUUAACACGGUUAUGAAAUGCCUGUUUGUAAGCCCAGAAGGUUUGCUCCAAUCGGUUGGCAAAGAAAUGGUGGACAGUAACUUCCAGCUUGUGGUAAAGGUUAGUAAGGCCGUAGUCAGACAACCUUGUCCCGAAGAGGUCCUUCUGCCUGUCAAUGAAAGUUUGAUCCUGUUGCUUCUACUUGAAUCAAGUGCCAAUACAGUGGGAAGUGAAAGCAUUCUUCCCAUAAUCAGAGCUCAGAUUGAGAUUCUAGACGAGUUAAAUCAACGUCAGAUAACAAGUUUGUUACUGUUGCUGUGCCGAUACGUGGAAUGUUAUGCCGCAAAUUUGCGUUCCGAGUUUUUGCUGAUGAUUUGGGACCGAAAAUAUCCGUUCAUUAAACUACGAUACCGUCAGUCACGUGAGAUACAGGAAGGGUUACUAAAGCUGUAUCACCGCGUGUUGGCAAUCAAGAAUGUGAAUGUUCUCCAAGAGGCAUAUAAGUAUAUUCUGGAUGAUUUGGAUAAUGCCAUGAAAACGAUUCACGAAAGCGUUGCAGAUAACGGAAUUGUUAAUUCACAGGCUCAAUUCGCUAUCAAUUUUAAUCUGUUGACAUUAUCACCCCUAGCGAUGGCCAAUAAUUCAAUACUUGUCAUGUGGACCCUUCAACCGAGCAUCCUGGUUGUGCUUUUAGAUAAGUUGCACAUAUUAAACACCGACUUAUGUAUGAAAUAUGAAAAGCUGCAUUAUGCCAUCAUUCGUGUAGCUUACCAGCACUGUAUCCAAAACAGUAACUUCAUAUCAUCGAGCAGUCUAUUGCGCUCCAAAAAUUACGCGAUACUGGAUUCAUUCAACCGCAUGGGUCUGGAAAGUACACCGGUUUCUACAACGAGUCCAACUGCGGAGCACUUCCGCUUUAUCAUCGAAUUUCUUGAGAAAAUAUUGCCGGAGGACAGCUCAAUUCAUCAUGUGGAGCUACUUCUGGAUUGGUGUCGUACAAUAAUUGGGCAGGCGGCCCACUACUUCGAUGUACUGCUGGACAAUCGCAGUUUCAAUGCCAUAAUACGCAGCAUAUGUGACAUCAGUGUGCGACCGGAUGAAGGUCUCAUAUUGCGUUGUGCCAAAUGUCUCGAUCUCGUUAGUUCGUAUAAAUCACUCGCGGCGAACACCUAUCAAAGCAUUGCGGAGGUUUGCUGUGUCCACAUGUGCUCGGUCAGCAGCGAGGUUCGAGAAAUAUUUUCAUCAAUUCUUGGGAAACUGCCACUGCGGUUUUCUUUGAAACAGGUCAGUCAGUUCAGCGGCAACAAUCAACUAAGGAGUCAACACAUUUACGGAUUGCAACAUUGGUAUGUCAGCACGGAAAAAACGGGCGAUAUGCGGUCACAAUAUUUUCGAGAGUUCAUCGAACGAAUCGGCUUCCAGCAGGACACAGAAUGUAUCGACGACUUUCUCAAGGAAAUGUUUGUGAAAUCAUGGUUUGCAAACAAUGACAAAAGUCGAGUAUACGCCGAGAUGGCUCUGAACGAUUUGCGCUCGCUGGUCCCGUGGGUUCAAUGGGAAGCAGCUCAUUUCUGUGUAAACAACAAGCUACGAACUCCCAUUGGAAAACCACAGGAAACAUUCCUAAAGAUUGAAUCGGUAAUCAAGCAAAAUGCUCGGGUUUUGGCACUGAAGGAGUCAGGCACGGUGAAGAAUCUUGGCGUCUCAAUGGCCAACCAAAGACACGCGCGGAUUUUACUUGGUUUCCUAGAGGCACUGGAGAAAGCCAUUUAUAACGCCGCAGAGGGAACUGCGUUCGCCUUACCCAGUCCAGAGAAACCGGCACGAACGUUCUUCCGGGUCAAUUUCUCUACGUGUGCAGAGUGGUUCAAUCGCGUGCGCACGGCCGUAGAUCUGGUGGCGUUGCAUUGCAUGGAACCCGAAAUGGUUAUUCGCUAUUCGGAAGCAGUACUUAAAGAACUGGUGCUGGCCAACAAGAUCAAUGAUCCGAUUUUUGAACAUACGCUCAUGUCGCUGGUAUGGGCGCUGUUGCGGAACUGGGAAAAUGACGCUCUGUAUGGAGUUUAUGUCUGGACGAAGCGAGUCACGGGUCGAAAGUAUUUAUGGAUAAAAAUGGCAGCUGAGGAAGCUGCAGGUCAUAGAGAAACCGCUGUCGAGGGUUUCAUGAGUAUUCUAAGGGAUCCUGAGUGCGCUAAUCUAGAUCGACACAUUCGUGAUUUCAUUGUAGACCAGACAACACUGUCACUGAUAUUCACCGAGCGUCUUACUGAGCUGCACGAUUUUCUGAUCUCGGAGGAAACUAGUGGAAUACAGCGCGCAACGGUGCCGCUUUUGAGCUUCACUUCUAAUCAGGUAAAGUCGUGGAUGGAGUACGAUCGCACGAGAGACAAAAACGCAAUCGACAUGUCGAGCUGGGAAACGGCAGAUAUGGGAUCUGGGAUAGCAAACAAUUUCUCGUGUCACAAAAUCAUCUGCGCCACGGAGAAUAGCAUUGGUGCGACGUUUCUGCAGAAUGACACGGCCGAGAAAGAACGAACUCUGAGGGUUUGCAACGAAGUUAUACACAGCGCACUGCAGGAGUGCUUGCUGACCAAAUCGAAGGAAUACCUCUUCCAGCUAACGAUCACCAAUCACAUUGCGUACAUCGCGAAAAUGGACGGUUGUACGGCGAGUGACCUGGAAUCGAUUCGCGUUGAGAAGCGUUACGGGUCGCUGACGAUGAUGAGAGUGUUGUCUUGGUUGGAAUUUUUCGAUGAGAGUAAAAGUUGCAAACAGCACAGCAUGGAGAUGCGAUUGGAUUUAGCUUCUGUAGCGCGCAAAGAGAACAAUUUCAAACUUUGCAAAAAGGAACUAGAAAUCUUCUACCGUGAUUGUAACUUCGCUCGAAUGCUCAAUUGUGAGCAGAAAGAUCUUAACGUGGACAACAUACGGGAGAAGUUGAUGGACUCAGAUCAAGAUAUUUGGGAAGAAAGUGUAUCUCGAGCUGUUUAUGAGCAGUGUAAAUGGCUGUAUUGUCAACAGAAUAGGAAGCAGGAUGCAAUUAAUUUCGCAUCCGUUGCUGCUGUGCGAAUCAAUGAGCGAAUAGCAGGAAGCGAUGAACAUCUUACUGGUAGCUUACGUGACAGAGAGGCACGUUUCUUAUUGACAAUCGCAGAUUGGUUACAAAAUGAGGAUGUUAGAAUACUUCAGGAGUCAUCAGGUUCGCCACUGAUAAACUUAAUCUCUUCGCUUCCGGAAGUUAUGCCAUCCGCUGAUUCGCGGAUGAUAUCGGUCUUCUCGGCGAUGGAUAUUGUUAUGGGCAAACUUCUACAAGCAAGUGUGCAUCGCUGUCCGGAAUUAGCAAAAGCAUGGUCACAAUUUGGAUCGUGGUGUUAUCGGUGGGGAAAGAAGAUAAUGGAGUUCAACACGGAGGGGAACACCGUCCAUCGGAUAAAUCUAGAGGAAAUUCGUAAAAUAUUACCGGCCACUUCGUCCGACGAUCUUCAGAAGAUCGCCGUUAUUCUCAACCAACAUGAAGUGAUUUGUGAAGAAGACGAAAUUGGACUGAACGAAACCAGCUCAACGGAUUUGCUAGAGGCACUUCAGGCGACAGUGCCAGAUUUGUGUCAUUGUUCGCCUGAAAAACUUCAAUCCAUUGUUGACAUCUGGCGCCAAACACAUCGAACUGUUUAUGGCUAUUAUGAGACAGCCGCGACAGCAUAUUUCCGUUUUCUUCAUUUAUCAUCAUCGAUUGAAAUGGAAAGUGAGAAUGGAAAUUCAACUACGGUUACCGCGACUCUCCGACUGCUGCGGCUGAUUGUGAAACAUGCCCUUGGGCUGAAGGAGGUUUUAGAGGAGGGUCUUGCCGCCACUCCCACUAAUCCAUGGCGAGUGAUCACACCGCAGCUGUUUUCACGCUUGAAUCAUCAUGAGCCAUAUGUUAGGAAACGCGUGUCGGAAUUGUUAUGCCGAGUGGCCAAAGAUGCACCCCAUCUGAUUAUUUUCCCCGCGGUUGUUGGUUCGGUUCAGGAGGGAAAGAUGGAUAUUGCAGAUAUUUCCAUAGAGGAUCUGGACAGUGUUGAUCAGCGAAACUCGAUUUGCGAUAACUCAGGUCUUGUUUUUUGUUUCAACUCACUGCUCGACAUCCUAUCGAAGGAUGCUCCGGAGACUGUGAAACAAGUGCAAGUCCUGGUUCACGAACUUAGAAGAAUCUGUCUGCUGUGGGAUGAACUCUGGGUUAUGUCACUGCAGCAAAUUUACUCAGAGUAUACGAAACGAUUCGCAAGCUUCGAGAAUGAAGUGCAAAAAGCGGUGGAAAACAAACAACUUGCCCAGAAGAACCAGCUUCUGGCCGAGAAGCAUAACCUCCUGCUCAGACCGUUGAUAUUUGCACUCGAGCAGCUGCACGAUAUGACCUCUCGCACUCCGGAAACAACACAUGAGAAACAUUUUCAAGACAAAUAUUCGAAGUACAUAAGCGCGAUGAUUGAGAAACUCAAAGAACCGUUGGAUUUCAAUAAACCCAUCGAAGGAUGGGUGAGAUUCAAAGCAUUGUACGUUCAGUUGCAACAGCGAAGUCAGAAAAGAAUCGCCUUUUCUCUGAGGCUCUCCGACAUAAGUCCCGUUCUGGCCAAACUGUUCAACACAACCAUAUCGAUGCCUGGAAUUGACAGUUCCGAGAAGCAACAAAUUUUGAUACGCUCUGUUGAUAAUUUGGUACAAAUUUUGCCAACUAAAACGAAACCGAAAAAGCUCAUGUUUUAUGGUAACAACGGGCGUCGAUACAGUUAUCUUUUCAAAGGUCUCGAAGAUCUUCACCUCGACGAAAGGAUCAUGCAGUUCCUUUCGAUAGCUAAUCUUAUGAUGACAAAGUCAAUUGACUGCAAUGGAAAUAUAACCUACUACCGAGCGGAGCACUAUUCCGUCAUUCCCCUCGGACCCAGAUCGGGGCUGAUCAAUUGGGUUGAUAACACGAUUCCGAUAUUCUCUUUGUACAAAAAGUGGCAACAACGAGAAGCGCAGCAAAAAAAAGAUAAACCUGGAUCGGUUUGUCGUCCUUCGGAACUUUUUUAUCAAAAGCUAACUUCGGUGCUGAGGGCCCAUCGCAUCAAAUUUAGCGAUAAUCGCAAGGAUUGGCCUUUGAGCGCGCUCAAAGAGGUGCUGCAGGAGCUGCAGAGUGAAACGCCACGCGAUCUGCUAGCGAAGGAACUUUGGUGCCACAGCACAACGGCUUCCGCCUGGAGACAAGUGAUUCGUAACUAUUCCCUGUCGGUGGCGGUGAUGAGUGUGAUUGGUUACAUUAUUGGUCUCGGUGAUCGCCACCUGGACAACAUGUUGGUGAAGUUAGCAACGGGUGAAAUAGUGCAUAUAGAUUACAAUGUGUGCUUCGAGAAGGGCAAAACGUUGCGUGUUCCCGAGAAAGUUCCGUUCCGUAUGACGGCCAACCUGGAGGAAGCCCUAGGAAUCACGGGUAUUGAGGGCACGUUCCGUUUGGCAUGUGAGCAUGUUCUGAAGUCAUUGAAGAAGGGACGUGAAACUCUGCUCACUCUACUGGAAGCCUUCGUGUAUGAUCCGCUGGUGGAUUGGGCGGUUAGUGAGGAGGCCGGCGCGGCAACAUUCUCCGUAUCAACAUACGACAACCGAGAAGGUUUCAACAGUGAACUGUAUCUAGCGAAGAAACAGCUGGAGCGGGAAGUGAAUCGCGAUACAUUAGCGAUUCGGUUCUCGGAAAUCAAAACGGAAUGGAUCCGCAAUCGGGACAAUAUGUACCAGCAGCUUUCGCUUAUUCAAGUGUUCCUACUCGAACUCGAAAACAAUCGCAUCGAAUUGAGAGACGCUGAGAAGCAGCGGGAUUCCCUAUCUCGGCAGAUACAGAUGAUCCGUGAGGCAGAAUCCCUGGAUUCGGCUAUCGGCAGCCAUCCUUUGAACACGCUCUCGCAACGAUAUAGUGUUUUCAAAGGUUUAGUUGAAACCCACGCUUCGACGAAGAAAGCUCUCAUGAGUAAGAUUUCGGAAUGCGAGAAGAAGAUCGAUGAGUACCGGAGCUUCCGGAAAGAUAUUGAUAGUGAAAAAUUACAUGAAUACACUGCUGGAAUAGACACAAACGCAAUUGAGUGUUCCAGCUCAGAGUUUGAAUUGGUACAAGAAUUUUUAGAAAGCUCAAACCUUCGCGACACUUUCCUCAAGACAAACACAUGUCGACAUGAGUUUAACGAAUAUUCCCAUCAAACAAUGGUACUUGUAAAACACGUAUUCGAAACGCUCAGUCAGUACGGGGAGAUUAUAAAAUACUUUCCGAAUGAUUUCGAGCUUAAUCAUCGAGAUCACAUGUAUGCCGCUUGGUGCAGAACGCUGAUCGAUAAUAACACACAGGAUUCGUGCCAAGAAGUCAUGCGAAACUACCAACAGUACCUAACAAAACUACAGCAACACUCACCCGGUCAGCAAGUUCUCUCUUUCUCGUUUCAACUCACAAAUUUCAUCUCGGACAGCACAUUUAGACUAUCGGAGCUUCUAAGUUAUCAUACUCAGGAGUUGAACGAGUGUACCAUUCCCAUCGAUCAGCUUUACGAAAAUGCCCAUUCCACAAUCAAUGCGAUGGCCUUGGGCAAUCUUAACGGAAGAUAUUUGUUGACGGGUGCUGCCUUGAAGCCUUAUGAAGAUCUGAGCCAAACAUACCUAUUGAUGGAACAGGCUGCUUCCGCUGCAGGCGAUACCCUCGUUGACAUGCAGUUCAAUGGCGAUUGGUUCCUGUACGAAUUUUACACCGGUUUAUCGCAGCUACAUACACUCAGCCAGAUUUGUUUCGAGGACGACAAUUGUUGCAUCCCCAAGGAUAGUUUCUCCGUUGGUAUGCACUGUCUGUCCUGUUGCGUAGGAAUUUACGAGCAGUUGCAUAAUAUGCACGAAUGUAUCACCCAAAGCUUUCUUACCGACACGCUGCGGGGAAUCAUUUCUGAGAAUCAGAGUGUGAUCGAGAUGAUUUCCGCCGUUUCUGACCUGCAAAAUAAUGUUGUUCCGUUGUCAGAGAUUUUGAAUGAUCUGAACAUGCAUCUGCAGUGCGUAGUGAUGAACGUUCCUUCGCCACACGCGGAAGUGAUGGUUACAGUGGAGAGCUUGAGGAGGCGAAUAGCAGCGUUAGGCGAGCGCUAUCGAUUGCAGGAAACCCCAACAGAAGGAGGAAGUUUAUAUUUGAAGCUUCAUUCACUGUUUAGUGAUUUGAUUGACAAACGGAGCGAGCUAAUACAGGCUAUGUGCGAUGGACUAAUGGCAUCGGAUGAUACCGAUUGUAUAGAUCAAGUUAAAGAUGCUAAGGAUUUGACGGUACUGAUACUAAACAAAGCCACGAAUGACGUUUUGGAAGCUAUAUUCAUUUUAAAGCGCAUCCAGACGAUUAUAGAGUUCUUCACCUCCUGCCUUCAGAUGGCAUGCGCCUUCAACGGAACCAGUCUUGCGGCAAUUUGCAAUGACGACGCUUUAGUCAGACCGGUGAGGAAAUUUAUUGCUGAUUUCACGUAUCACUUACUACUGGGAAUUGGUUCGAUUGCCGCUGGAAUGGUCAUGUACGGAGUGUUGCAACGUUCCAAUCCACAGUUGACGCAUGACAUAGCGAAUCUGCAGCAAAUAACAAACGCGAACAGGAUCCAUAUGAAUGAUUUGAGCAACAUGUUCCUUGAACGAAUGUUCGCUGAAGUGACUGAAAUAGACUACAACAAGACGAACAAUGCCUGUUUGCAUCUCAGCUUCACGUGGAAGAAGAUGAUGCACAUCAAAUUGCUCUCGGAGCGCAUCAUGACUGAACAAAUUUCGCUGAGCCGAUGGCAAAAGUUGUUUGUGGCGCACAGUUGGAUGCACAAUGUAACCACAAUUCCUAAUGUUGGCAAUAUGCAACAAGGUGAUCUAACGCUGUACGCAAAUCGUUCGACUCUACUGAUGCAAUUGAAAAGCUACGUUGAGUCACUUACAUCGGCGAAGUCGACUAUUCAGAAGAUGCGAGAUGAGAUUCUUAACAAUACGAGUGCAAUCCUGCAUCGUUUGAAAUGGGCAGCAGGGGCCAAUGCUGAGUUAGUACCCCUAUUAUCAUCAUUCGAGCAAGCUUCCCUGAAGAAGAGAGAUUUCUUGGACGAACAAAUGAUUCAUCUGGACAUUGCGUUGAAACACUGCUGCUCUGUUCUGAGCUAUGAUAUCGUUCGUUUACACAUGCAUAGAGAUCUGGAACAGGACCAAGAGUUUGUCGACUUGGUCGAGCGCUUCAGGAAGGCUUGUACAAAACUAAAUUCCUGUUCGACGAUGGUUAGUCCAACCGAAAUUGCUUUGGUUGAACUGCUCGAUCCAGAAGGACAGAUCGAUCACAUUUGGCUGAGCAAUGUCAAAGCACUGAUCGAUGACAUGACCGACCAGGUGCAAAAUAAAAUCGCCAAAGUAGAAAAAGAAGUGAGGGCCGCUCAGGACAAUUUACACAUGAGUGCACACAAGUUGAGAACUCUCGUAAGCACGCAUCACGUUUUGGCAGCCGAUAUCAAGGGUUUAUUGAAAACGAAACUCAAAAUAGAAUGCUCGCCAACACUGCGCGAAUAUCUGUUGAAAUACAAAUCAUUUUUGGAAACCAUAUCGGAACUUCAUUCGAACAUGUUGAGCAAGGACUUCACCGAUGAAUGGGUGCAACAGGCGAUGGAACAAGUGCAGAAUACGUUACCAAGUGUGCAUCAAACAUUCGAUCAGUUGUUUGAAUUUGAACAAAGUCGUGACGAUGAUGUAGCUAUCAACGCAGAAAAGGAAAUGCAUGACAAAAUAGGAAUGCCAAUCGUGGACUCACCUGCUAAAAAACUUACUUCAGAAGGUGGAACGAAUAAAGUACAACAAACUCCAAAAGAACAGAAGCGCAACGCAUAUGCGGUAUCUGUUUGGCGGCGCAUCCGCAUGAAAUUGGAGGGUAGGGACCCAGACCCAAAUCGUCGAUGUACCGCACAAGAGCAAGUGGAUUGGAUGAUACGUGAAGCGAUGGAACCGGACAAUCUGGCAGUUUUGUACGAAGGAUGGACUCCCUGGGUGUGAAAUAAUGUGGUUAAUGAGAACAGGUUGAACAUGUCGGUAAAUCAUCCAAUAUUCUAAACCGUGGGGACACAUCCGUGUCGAUAUCGGUUCCAAGUAUCACCAGUAGAUAAGACUGCUGGAAUCCCGCGCAGGAGCCAUCUGCAGAGUAUCGAGUGUCGUGGUGUUCGAUGCGCAGUCAAUCAGUGGUUCCAUUUUUUAUUCGCGCGUUGGGGUAGUCUGGGCUGCAGCCUAUGUUACUAAGUUUCAUAUCACCACAGUGACGAUACAACUUAGAGAAUGAAUUUAAAACAGUUCUAACCAUCGCACUGUAGUGACUUUUACAAAGUGCACUGCAAAAUUCAGUCAUUUACAAUUCCCAACAACAAAAAAUAUAAAUAUUAUACUUCAAACUUUCGCCCUAUCGAGAUAUGCAAUCCAAAGCUUCUCUUAGAUUGUUUUACCGGCAUGUCAUGGUUCUUUAGCCAACGGAAUCUAAGAGAACUAGCCAACUUUCUUAUAACAACAUAGAAGAAAUGGGUAUCAGUUGGCUGGGCAGUGUGUAUGAACCCAUACAAACUCAUUUCUACGACCCAAAGAAUUGCUUAUCAUUGAUCGGACGGAAGGCAUAAAAAAUAAAACGUCAAAAUAUCUCCUCAAUCAUAUUUAAUUUUACCGCCCUGAUACCGGUACUAUUUCCCGCUGGAGUUUUAUUUACGAUUUGCACCCGCCAGUCAUUGAUUUGGGAUCAAUGCCACUUUUUCUCAAAUUUCAUUUUCUUGGUCAUAUUUCGGACUGUUUUAAAUUCACUUGGUAUUCCUUCGACACCGGAAUCAUUCAAUUAUCGUCAUCAUUUUAUUUGUUUCAACUUUGCGAAUAAUUUUUUGUGUCCAUAGCAUGUGGCUCAUUUGCAUUCCUUCGUUUUAAUCAUUUCCGCUUCCAAAUUUUAAUCCAGAGUACUAUCAUUUUUUAGAAAUUUCGUUGAAAGAAACAAUUUCAUUCAUCCCCCGAUUCAUUACUAUUAUAGGUUAUUCAAAGGCAAACUUUCUACUGUUUCGAAAUGGAUCAAUAAAAAUAUAUA